UAAACAAACGAACAAGUAAAGUGCAGAUUAAACAUAGAAUUUUUCAACUUACAACAUUUACAAACGAGUGAUAAAAUCUGCUCUUCAUUCGGACGAGCUAAAGUGGGCCGAAAGCAACCUUAUCGCUACGCGAUGGAUUCUCGAUAGAAUUCGUAAUUAGCUUCGUACACGCUAUAUCCAUGCAAUGGAUGUUGCAACGUUUAGCAUUGCAACCUUUAAUUUGUGAUUUACCACGUAUGUUGCCGCUUGAAGGAAAACCCCCUACAAUCCCGUGUCCCAGUGUAACCUCUUAUUUUGGCCUUGCCUCAAUUCCAUGGCGCUCAGCGUGAAAGUGAAGGCGACCAAGAACCGCUCCACUUUCGGGCGAGACCUUACCAUCUAUGAUUAUGCCAACAGUUCAAAGUGUACGAAUCGGGCAUCGAAGCUUUCGCACCAGCUAACCGUCGCCGAAAUCGAUCUAGAUUCGGAGAUAGCUGCAGACGAUCCCGAUCUCGAUCACCAACUAGUCGGAGAACGGGGGCGGGCGGGCAAGAAGCGACAAGCGGACGAAACGUUGCAAAUGGUCGAAUAUCACGACUAUCACAUCGAUCUAUGGUUCCUGGUAGCGGAACAUAUCCGCCCGGAGGAUGUCUGUCGAUUCGCGCUUAUAUGCCGCAAAACGGCAGAAGUAGUACAAAGUGGUCGAUUUUGGUCUCAACUAUAUCGAUCGUACUAUAACCAUCUGAUUGAGUUGCCCCCUCGUUUCCAGCCCGAUAGUAUGGUCCGAUUGCGUGGACUCAGGUCGGCUGUGAUACGGUCACUAUUCUACCUUUACCCACCAUUCGUAGAACGACUCCAGCUAGCAUCCUAUCACAACCCAUACCGUGUAGUUGGUCGACAAUUGCUAUCCGUGUGGCACAGGCGCACGAAAAACUGCUGGACGUAUUAUUUCCGACUGAAAGCAUCUUCACUACCCGGCAGUCGGCCGGCGCAAUCUGCGAAACUGCAACGGGAGAAAAACAGCCUUGCUUUCAUGCAGGAUAUCUACAUGAAUCCGGAAGAAGGUUGCCAGAUAUUGAUGAUAACAACGGACUAUCUUAAAGUGAUACCGAUGUACAGCGAAACUCUUUUCGUGAAAAAUCUUACACAGUCUCUGUCCCAAAGCAUGAUGCGCUACAAGGUUCGUCUCGAACUGGCGAACUACUGCGGAAAGCGGAUGGACGAGAUCAUCUUCGACCCGACCCGAAGCGUGAAUGUACUUGAUUGGUGGAAUCCUGAAUAUUACAAGGAGAUUGAUUGCACUUGGCAGAGCGACUCUACGUUAGCCGGCCCGGAAUGGAUGGAUGAAUCGGACUGGGACGAUUAAACAAAGAUGCAAUUUUAUUUUUAUUGAAUGGAAAUAAACAUGGUGGUUUGCAGACACUA
This is a messenger RNA of Anopheles coustani, 1404 nucleotides long. It is a transcript of the gene fsd, whose product is annotated as transmembrane protein 183. Lineage: Eukaryota; Metazoa; Arthropoda; Insecta; Diptera; Culicidae. Gene Ontology annotation, molecular function: protein binding. Gene Ontology annotation, biological process: regulation of protein stability. The record is from RefSeq and is a predicted model, not a curated record. The transcript has 3 exons. Gene Ontology annotation, cellular component: SCF ubiquitin ligase complex. The coding region runs from base 314 to 1345 and encodes 343 amino acids.